Messenger RNA from Onychomys torridus (southern grasshopper mouse), 558 nucleotides. RefSeq names its product galectin-related inter-fiber protein (gene Grifin). The record is from RefSeq and is a predicted model, not a curated record. Lineage: Eukaryota; Metazoa; Chordata; Mammalia; Rodentia; Cricetidae. Gene Ontology annotation, molecular function: carbohydrate binding. The coding region runs from base 1 to 435 and encodes 144 amino acids. The transcript is spliced from 5 exons.
AUGGCGUUGCAGUUUGAAGCCUUCUGUGCAGGGGGCCUGGCCCCGGGCUGGAGCCUGACAGUUCAGGGACAUGCAGAUGCUGGAGAGGACAAGUUUGAGAUCAACUUCUUAACAGACACGGGAGACAUUGCUUUCCACGUCAAACCCCGAUUCUCCAGUGCCACGGUGGUGGGCAAUGCCUUCCAGGGGGGACACUGGGGACAGGAGGAGGUGUCCAGCGUGUUCCCGCUGACCCUGGGAGAGCCCUUUGAGAUGGAGGUGAGUGCAGAUGCAGAACACUUCCACAUUUACGCCCAGGAACACAAGGUACUCCAGUUCCCACACCGUCACCGACCCCUGGCCACCAUCACCAGAGUGCGGGUGCUCAGCGACCAUCGGCUGGCACAGGUGGAGCUAGCCAAGCGGAGCCUGAGCUGGGGGGACGGGGGCUACUGAGUGGACCACAGUCUCCAACAGCCAGGCUUGGCCAUCUUGUAUCCUCUGCCACCUGGAGCCGUAUCCUAUGGCUGCAGGGGAGCUGAGGCUCGGUGUGAACCCCCAGCUUUACCUUCAAUAAAA